Molecule: messenger RNA, 3202 nt
Organism: Phyllostomus hastatus (greater spear-nosed bat)
Lineage: Eukaryota; Metazoa; Chordata; Mammalia; Chiroptera; Phyllostomidae
Gene: TIGAR
Product: TP53 induced glycolysis regulatory phosphatase
Exons: 6
Coding region: 79-909 (276 amino acids)
Biological process (GO): fructose 2,6-bisphosphate metabolic process; positive regulation of DNA repair; negative regulation of glycolytic process
Cellular component (GO): cytosol
Molecular function (GO): fructose-2,6-bisphosphate 2-phosphatase activity
Source: RefSeq, a predicted model, not a curated record
GAGCGGGAGGGCUGGCUGGGUUUGGCGGAAGUGGUGUGGGCGAGGUGAACCCGCAGUGCAGAGAAGCGGAUCAGCGCGAUGGAGGGGUCGGCAGCAACGACGCGCUUCGCUCUGAUGAUUGUCCGACAUGGACAAACAAGAUUAAACAAGGAGAAAAUAAUUCAAGGACAAGGGGUAGAUGAGCCUCUUUCAGAAACUGGAUUUAAACAAGCAGCUGCUGCUGGUAUUUUUCUAAAUAACGUGAAGUUCACUCAUGUUUUCUCCAGUGAUCUCACUAGGACAAAGCAGACUGUGCAUGGGAUUUUGGAGAAGAGCAAAUUUUGCCAAGACAUGACAAUAAAGUAUGAUUCAAGACUUCGAGAAAGAAAAUAUGGGGUUGCAGAAGGCAAGGGGCUGAGUGAGCUAAGGGCAAUGGCCAAAGCAGCUGGGGAAGAAAUACCUGGGUACACACCACCUGGAGGAGAGACCUUAGACCAGGUGAAGAUGCGUGGAACAGACUUUUUUGAAUUUCUUUGUCAACUGAUCUUGAAGGAGGCAGAUCAAAAAGAACCAAUUUCCUCAGAAACUUCAAGCAACAGUUUGGAAACUUCUUUGGCAGAGAUAUUCCCUUUAGAAAAAAACUGUGCCUCCAAAUUUAAUUCAGACAGCAGUGCUCCAGAAUUAGUAGCCAGUGUCUUAGUUGUGAGUCAUGGUGCCUACAUGAGAAGCCUGUUCAAUUAUUUUCUGACUGACCUUAAGUGUUCCUUACCAGCAACUGUGAGCACAUCUGAAUUUACAUCAGUCAGUCCCAACACAGGGAUUAGUCUCUUCAUUAUAAACUUUGAGGAAGGAAGAGAAGUUAAACCAACAAUUCAAUGCAUUUGCAUGAACCUACAGGAUCAUCUAAAUGGAGUGACUGAAACUUGCUAAAAAUCUAACUGUUUUGAGCCUCUGAGGGAGGGAGUGCCUUUGACUUUAUUUAUUUUCAUCCUCUGCUAUCGCUGAUUUGGAAACAGUUAAAAAGCUUUUUACUGUAACAGGUGUUAAAGCUUGAAGGGAAUCAUAGCCACAUAAAACACUAAUGGAAAACCAUUUAGAAUUGACUUUUGUCUGAGUGCAGUUGGCAUUUUCCAGAGUAUUUGUACUGCUCUGCUUAGUUAUAUCUCUGGAUUGUAAAUGGGUGAAGGAACUCAGUAUUGCAAAUUGGGGGAUUAAUAACCUGAUUAUGUUUUUUUCUUUUAUGUUGAUACUUUUCUCUAAAGUCUGAAAAAUCUAGCUUAUUUUAUUGGCUCUUGUUAAGAUACUGUAUGUUUUGUGCUAUUUCCAUUCAGUGCUUGGAAAACGGGACUAUUUAUAAUUCCCACUGCGUAUUUAUAGUGCCAAUAUGGCAUAUUUUAAAAGUCCUUUAAAUGAAAAGUGCUUAUUACCAUUGGUAAGUUUAUAUAAAAAUGACACUAAUUUUUAAUAUAGAAAUCAGCUGUUGGAAUUGUUCACUCUAGAAGGUUUGAAAUGUGAAUAAAUGAAAAUUAGGGUGCAGAAUGAUCUGGUGAGGAGGAAGUUAAAGCAUCACUAGAUUUGAAAACAUUGAAGAAGGAAUCCAACCAGGAAAAGAUAAAGUUCUUUCUUAUCUAAUCCGUAGGCUGAAAGGUUUAGUGUGAGGACAGCUCUGAAGAAAGUGAACAGGUACCAGUGUACUGCACAGAAACCUCAAUAAAAGUGUGUGCUUCAUUAAAGAGAAAUGGCACUCUAAUAACUGCAGAUGUGAGCUUUUGUGGAAGGCACAGACGAGGUUGCCUCUUUUUCCCACCAGAUGGCAGUGGAGAAAGGGAUUUUGGUUAACUUAAUUUUGUACAUAUGAUUAGGCCCUUAAAAAUCCUACCUAAAUGAAGACAUGUUUUACAUGCAGUUGCUUUUCAGUUCGCAUGUUGAUGAAUGUUCUGAGUCUCAACUUCUAAAAGAAUUAACGCUAAAGUGUGUCAGUUAAGGCUAAAACCAUGUCUAGUCAACAUUUACUUUGAGCAUCACUGAAGCCGCAGGUGCAGGGUGGCAUUCUAGGGUUUGUGUGUCCAGCACCAGCCGCUUUCCUGCCAGUUUGGGACAGAACGUGUGGUUGAGCACCGGGGAAGUACACUGCAAAUGAAAACUGGACAAAACAACUGAAAAGGACGAAUAAUAAUAAUAGAUGCAUUCCCAUCUAUUAUUAUUAAUAAUAAUAUUAAUUAUUAUUAAUAAUAAUUCCCCGCAGCCCUGCGCCCGCUCGUGCUCUGCGGAGGCGCCCGCUGAGCGAGUCUGCGUGCGUGUCCAUCCGUUCUUUACGCUUCCGCCUGGUGUCAUAAGGACACAGUAUUAUUCUGAUGUUUUAAAAAUAUACAUAAAUAUCUUCAAGCUGUCUGUAUCCUUUAUUUUUACUUAUUUUAUCUUGGGGCUCUUAUUUUGAUAUGUAUACGUGUAUUUACUUAAUACCACUGUGUUCUGUUGAAAAAAUAUGGCAUUUUUGUGUAUUUAUUCUUCUCUGUUGGUGGGCAUUUAGGUAUAUUCAACAUUUUCCCAUAAAAACUGCUGCAGGGAGCAGCCUUUUGCAUCUCUUCUGCUGGGCAAUAAAACGUGCAUCUCCUGUCAACAGGAGCUAAAUUGUUUUCGGAAUGGCUGUUCUGUUUUUCAGCCUUGCUAGCAGUAUUCAGAAGUUCCUAUUUUCCACAUCUUUGUCAGCGCUUGACUCUCUUGACAAAUUUUCUUAAUUUAUUGAGUGAAAAAUAUUAUGUUAUUAUUUUCAGGAGCUUUUCUGUGAUUGCUAAUGGGUCUGGGUGUUUUUUUCCAUGUAUAUAUUGACAAUUAGCACUUCCUCACUGGUAAAGCACCCAGUGUAUAUUCUCUGCCUGAUUGCCUCCCGGGCCAUUUGGGGUUUUUUAGUGAGUUACAGGAGUAAUGUCGCAAAUACCUUCCAGUUUCCUUGCCUUUUACAUAUGUUUAUCAUGCACUUUUUUAUGUUUUAUUUUCUUUACAUUUAUUUUUCAAUUAUAGUUGAUAUACAAUAUUAUAUUAGUUUCAGGUGUCCAACAUAGUCAUUAGAAAUGUGUAUAACUUACAAAGUGAUCACCCUGGUAAGUCUAGAACUCACCUGGCACCAUACCUACCUAUUUACAGUGUCACUGUCUUCCCUACGCUGUACUAUACAUCCUUCUGACUGUUUUUAUAACUGGUAAUUUGUACUUGUUAAUUGCUC